UACAGAGAAGUCGACUACUGUGGCCUGCACAAUUUUCGCCCAACCUUAUCAGGACAUUCAGACAACGUUCCGCGGCUGCACAACUAGAUAGGCGACACAGAACGACACCAGCAUGAAGUCCUUUCUCCUUCUCAUAGCUGCCGCCUGUCUUGCCCUGGUGUAUGGCCAGAACACCACGUCCUGCAGUGUGGCCUCCGAGUGUCCGUCCUUCAAGUGCUGCCAGCAAGUCAAAACAUGGCCCCAGGUUGGAAAGAGGGCCCUCGGGGAGUGCCGGCCCAUGAGAACACAGGGACAAAGCUGCUGGGUGAAGAACAGGGGCCUUGACGGCACACGGCCGAUGCAGAUGAUCGACAUGUGCCCGUGUGAGGCGGGACUCAGGUGUGUCGGAAUGGGGGCCUUCGUCCAACCACAGGGAGAAGCAGGUAACUGCGCGAUGUGAAGGUCGCUUGUCAUAACCGGUACCACGUGGGACGAUUGUUAAAUAAAGAUCAUAGAACGUU
Haliotis rubra (blacklip abalone) is the source of this 500-nucleotide messenger RNA. RefSeq names its product venom protein 164-like. The transcript is spliced from 4 exons. NCBI's taxonomy places the organism in Eukaryota, Metazoa, Mollusca, Gastropoda, Lepetellida, Haliotidae. The coding region runs from base 113 to 439 and encodes 108 amino acids. The record is from RefSeq and is a predicted model, not a curated record.